This is a messenger RNA of Puntigrus tetrazona (Sumatra barb), 5453 nucleotides long. Its product is annotated as nephrocystin-4-like. Gene Ontology annotation, cellular component: ciliary base; cytoskeleton; ciliary transition zone. Lineage: Eukaryota; Metazoa; Chordata; Actinopteri; Cypriniformes; Cyprinidae. Gene Ontology annotation, biological process: protein localization to ciliary transition zone; negative regulation of canonical Wnt signaling pathway. The record is from RefSeq and is a predicted model, not a curated record.
UAGCCACUUUAUUAUUAUUAAUAUUUUAAUGACCACGGCUUCAGAAUGUGUAGGUACACCACCGAGCCACACGAUGGCGGUAUAUGGCAGCCCUGCACUUCUCUUCUGCAGGAAAGCGCCAAAACGCUCUUUAAUUCACCCUGGCAACGGCUGACAGACGCUAUGGCAACCACUACAGAGAGAAUCCCUUCCUGAUUACUAGCUGAGCCCGUUUUUUUUCCAUUACAUGUAAUAUGAUUGUGAAAAUAACAGCGUGAUGAGCGUUUGUCAAAAAUGACAGAAGUAGUUAUUCUGUAAAAUUAGCCCAACUUACACGCGACAUGCGUUAGCAGCAGAAAAGAAAGAGAGUUGUGUCCUGCAGAGACUGAAAUUAAUGAGCAGCCUAAAAAGUCUCUGGGUGAUUUAGCGUCGCAUUUAGUCAAUAUUCCGCGUUUUUAAUUAAAUAACAAGCGCUUAACUUCGCCUGCGGGGAUGAUUUAACAACCUGCGAAACCUUUAGGCGUUUUCAGGAAUGUUUGCCAGGGGACAUUAACGCUUACUGACCGACUGACCCCUUUAUAGAAACGUUCCGCGGUCGGUUGAUAAUUCUAAAGAAACCCGCACAUGUCUGACUGGAAAAGCGCUUUCUUGAGGAACCGCGUGAUCCCGCCUCACAGCCAAACAGCCAGACAAGCUCCAGGAUCUUCUCAAGGUCUUCAGCUGCUCUUCAAACAGAUAGAUGGACUUCACCUAAAACAGUCAGAGUCAUCGCCAUCACUCCAGUAUCAGCUGCGUGUGACCCUGUUUGACUCGGGUCACCAGCACUUCUUGCGCACAUGGAAGAGCGGCUCACACUCUGUCAGUGGCGUACAGGGUCAGAGCGGUCGAGUGCUCUUCAAUGAGGUUGCAUACUUCCACACUUCCUUGUGUUUGAGUUCUGUGGUGGCAGUGGUGGAGUUGGUUACUCUGUCUACCAGGGCAGACAGUUCCCAGGAUGCACUGGGGUCGGGGUUUGGACUGCUUCAGCUCUUCACAGGUCGCGCAGACACCGGCAUCUCUCAGGGGGAGGGCAGGUUGACUCUCUUCAGUGGGACCCCUAGAGCCCUCUUUCACCCGAUGCUGAAAGACCCUUUACAGUUGAAUGCUGUAUUAUCAGUGAUGGAGGGCUGUCAGCUGCUUUACUCCAUACAGCCACACCCAGCUCUCACUCCCAUCAUGCACCUGCUCCCGCCCAACAUUUUGGUGUCUGGACAUGACAGCGUCCCCGGUGUGCUGUCAUCUGCGGACACAGGCACAGCAGAUGUGCUGCGGAAGCCUCGUCUGUUGAAGAGCUUCUCGUGUGUGUUGGAGGGACUACGUGUGGCACUCUUCCCCUCCGUGGAGGUCUUCGAAUCUGACCUGCUCCAGCUGCUCAACAGAGACUGCCAGAAUACAAACAGGGGUGCGGGGGGACGCUCGGUUGUGGUGCAGGAGCGCAGGCUGCUGGUUGGGGUCCACAACGGCUGGGGCUGGGUGGAGAAGCCUCAUGUGUUUGUGCUGGAACGUGAGGCUGCAGGAAGCGGAGCGGCCAGGGCUCGAGCAGCCAGCGCAGGAAGCAGCUUCAGGCAGACCUCCACGGACAGACUCAGUGAUGGACUGUCUCUUCGUGGCAGUGUGGAGCUCAAGAUGAUGAGGGACGUAGCUUUCAGCAUUGUCUUCCAGCUCCAGUAUGUUUUCUCUUGUCCACUGGCUGGAGAUGGGCAGAUGACAACCACAGCUGUGCCCAGAGCAGCGUUUAUGCAGUGUGUGCGUUGGUGUGCUUGGAGUCUGUUUUCGGAUCCUGAGGGUCCCGGAGAGAAUGUGUGCCUCCACUUGCAGGGCGGUGCUCUCCCCAACCCUUGGGGUGUCAUGGUCUACUCUGCAAGCACACAGCAGACAUAUUCGGGGAAAUCUGUCAUCAAAUUCAAGUUUUCAUCUAGUGUGGAAGGAGCUUCUUGCAGCACGGCAUUGAAAGUGAGCCACCGGGAAACAUCGCCACCUAAGAAGUUACUUUCAGCAUCUCAAGACGAACGGAUCUUGGAGCCUAUGGUUUCAACUGCAGAGUCUCCACGCGGCCCAGCGCUGCCUCUCUCUCAGCUGGUUGCGACUUCACGCUACCCGACCAUGAGCCACACGGUAGGGUCUCCAUGGCAACAACAGCUCCCCUCUCUGCUUUCUCCCUCCCCGAUGGCAUCGGCCCACCAGCUGUCACAUGUCGAGCGUCCAGUUGCCGGCAGCAUAGCUCAUCUGGAGCUGAGUGUGCAGGAGAGAGAGGGAAAUAGAAGUGAGGAAGAGGAUGAGAUGCAGGAGCUGACCUUCACUCCAGUGCACGCCCCUGUCAUCACCCUCGGAACGCACGCUUCUGGCUCCUCCAGAUCGACCUCCCGGAGAUCUUUGGCCAGGCUCUUCUCCUCUGGUUUUCCUCAGAUCCUGGACAGUCAAAACCAGGUUGCUGAGGUUCUGGAUCCCUCUGAGCCUGUGAACUUUAACCCCCAGAGAGAAGAAGCAGAUCCUCUGCAGGCCAACACUCUCAUCCUUCAGUUCCUUGCUUUUACCAGGGUCCCUCAAGCUGGAGUGAAUUCAGACUGGCCCAGCACUGUCCAUUUCAGCUUCCAGCUUUACCGCUUCCCCCCUGUCACCACCGAGCGUCUGAAGCUGCUUGACCCAGAGAGGAACGGCAAGCUGAAAUCCAGCUCUGAUUACCCCUGUGUCCUCUCUCUUAUCAACAAGGACGGCACACUCAACUCUGGUUGUCCAGGUCUGCAGCUGCAGUACCGAGUUGACCCACAGUUCCUCAAGUCUGGUGAACGAGGCUGGUUCUUGCGAUACCUGGCGCUCCACUCCCUGCAGAUUGAUGUCUGGGACAGUGAAUCUUUAAUGCUGAUUGGCUCAGCUGCUGUGGAGCUAAAGCAUAUGCUGCGUCAAGGCCGCGCCGCCGUCCAGGUGAACCAUGAGCUGGAAGUGAUCACUACUGAGUACCUGCAGGAUGCCAACUUUGCCAGCAGGCAUGACAACAAGCACAGCGCCACUCCAGCCAUCAAUGUCUACACUACCGUAAAAGGAAUUCUGCAUUUGCGGCUUGGCAACGUUGGUGGCAGUGUGACAAAUUCCAAGAGCUCUUUGGCUCUUCCUCCAUCGCUCUCCCAUGUGGUCCAGCCCAGCGAUGCCCCUCAGGGUUUUGCAGGAGGAGGUGUCCCUGCUUUAGCUGUCCUCCAGCUUAACGCAAGCAAUGCCAGACGAGCCCGCAGAUUGCCAGAAAUUGACAGCGAGCUGGCCAGACUGCUACAAAGCACCAUGAGGGAAGUAGGCGGAGCCGCACUGCAUCAGCAGGCCGAAGCAAAGGAAGUGCGCCAGAGGAAGAUUGACAGAAUGGCAGCUGUCCGUCAGCACGAGGAGCAGAAAGACCCGCCCCCUUUUCAGGACGGCUCAAACAUCACGAGGCAUCGGGCAGAGCGUGUACAGCACUCUCGCGACCUUCGUGUGAUUGAGGCCUAUCGUGAGCGCUGUAAAGCGCAGGAGAUCACCAACAUGCUCUCUCAGGCCAUCACUACCAAACACACUCUCUACGCCACGCUUGGAACGGCAGAGUUCUUUGAGUUCAUGCUCAAGAAUCCCUUCAACGUUCCUCAGACUGUCACCAUUGAAUGUGAUGACCCAGAGCUCCGUGUGCUCGUGAAAACUGAGGAAUGGAGAUAUUUCAAGGAGUUGACAAAGACUCUGACUCCUCUAGAGGAGGAGAUGUUUCACCUAAAUGAGAGUACACAGACUCCACAGGUCUACCUGCGGCCCAAAGAAAGCGUUCAUGUGCCCUUCAAGUAUCAGACCUUCAUCUGUGGUCACACCUUCCCUAUUCAGGAUACAAAAAGCUUAAAGACUUCAAGAAGUCCACAGAUGGCUCAGAAACAUCUGUCCAAUACAAUUCAUGCCAAAUCCAUCAAGGUGCUGUUCCGAGGAGAAGACAGAAAGCCUCUGGCGAUCUGCCAGGUGGAUGUUGAACCCACGCCACAUGUGGUGGACCAGACCUUCCGAUUCUACCAGCCUGAACUCACCUUCCUAAAGAAGGCCAUUCGCCUGCCUGCAGCCUGGGACGACACAGCAGAUGGUUGUGCCACCCUUCAUGUGCGCUGCAGCGACCCCAAUGUCAUCUGCCACACCACCAACCUGAGUCCAGGAGAACCACAGGAUAUUUUCCUGAAAGUACCUGGCAGCCCAAGUCCACAGAUUAGGAAAUUCUUCAUAACCAUUUCCACUGACCCUUGGCUGGCCUCCCCUGCGCAGAUCUGGCAGGUAUACGUGCAUUACCUGCAAAGGAUGGACUUGAGCUGUGUGUGUGGCACUCUGAGCUGGCAUUCGCUGGUUCUUCACGGCACACAAGCCAUUCGCAGGGUCAAGUGCUACACGUCGCAUCCCCUCGAGCUUCAGGUGGACCCAGGUGAGGUUUUUGCUCUUCCUGCUCAGGGAGUUCAGGAUGUCUGCGUGGGCCUGAGGGCUCUGCGCCCUGGAAGCCGUUUCUUUUACCUCAAUGUAGUGGACGUGGACACUCGGCAGCUAGUUGCCUCCUGGCUGCUGUGCAUCACAUGCCGACAGCCUAUCAUCUCCAAGGCAUUUGAAAUCAGCGUUCCUGUAGAUGGAGGGAAGGGCAGCAAUAAGAAAAUCAGUUUCACAAACCCCUACUCGUCCUCCAGAGUAUUCAAUCUGCGCACAGAUCGCCCAGACCUGCUUCAGUUUAAAGAGGAGCAAUUUCAGAUUGGGGGAGGGGAGCUCUACACCAUCGGCUUGCGCUUUGCGCCGAGUCAGAACCCUGGCAUGGAAGAGAUUCUCAUCUUUAUCAAUGACAAACAGGAUAAGAACGAGGACACUUACUGUGUUAGGGUUCAGUACAGAUAACACUACACUAUCACCCUCCAUUACAACUGCAGCUUCUGCCCACAAAAAACAGACUCGAUGUGGUUUUACUCCCAUCAUGUAUUUUUGCUUAUACGGUGUGAUAAGUUGAUCCAAAUAAGAUAUGUACUGAAAUACAGAGCAAACAUACUCUAUAUAUAAAUGCAGAGAGCAAGUAAGGUUAACUCCAUCUAGCUCAUCGGGUACACGGAGUGAAGCGUCUUUCACGUGUGCUGGAGUAAAGCUACCCUGCGGUGCUGCAGGCUGAAACCGAGAAGAGCUUCUGAUGCUCAUAUCGGCGCUCUUGAUGUGUGUGUUUAUCAUUACGCUGAAUCCCCGCUGUGAUGUGUCAUUAGCAGCGGAGAGUGGAUGGCCACUUGCCCAGGACUUCAGCUCUAGAUCUUCAAACAGUGAGAUGUGUUUGUAUGACCAGUCGUUUUAAUUUAUCAAGUGUUCAGAGUGUUACGUUUGCGCUCACUGACAAUAGAGUGCUUAAUUUGGGGGAAGAAAAUAGACAUCCUUCACUCUUUUUGCUGUAUUUUUUGUACUAGCAUCAAUAAAAAAAAGUCUCU